Molecule: messenger RNA, 534 nt
Organism: Myripristis murdjan (pinecone soldierfish)
Lineage: Eukaryota; Metazoa; Chordata; Actinopteri; Holocentriformes; Holocentridae
Product: protein FAM3C-like
Exons: 6
Coding region: 1-498 (165 amino acids)
Source: RefSeq, a predicted model, not a curated record
AUGAAAAGUUGUCCAAAGGAUCACUUCAGCUUCUCCAUGUCCAGUGGGGCAGCUAAUGUUGUGGAACCACAGAUUUGCUUGAAGAAUAAGCUGGUUCUUGGCAUGACACUGAACAAUGUUGGCAGUGGAAUAAACAUUGUUGUCAUAAAUGGGAAAACAGGAGAAGUUGUCAAGACUGGUAACUUCAAUAUGUACAACGGUGAUGUUGAAGAACUCAUUGAUUUUCUCCUGAGCAUUGAGCAAGGGUCUGCUGUGCUGAUGGCCUCCUUUGAUGAUCCUGCCACAAAGUUAAAUCAUGAAGCCAGAGAGCUGAUUGGUGCACUGGGCAGCUCUGCCAGCCGAUCACUUGCCUUCAGAGACAACUGGGUGUUUGUUGGUGGGAAAGGAAUCAAGACAAGCUUUGAGAAGCAUCUAAAAUACAACAAGUUAAAUGAUAAAUAUGAUGGCUGGCCAGCAAUGAUUGAGCUGGAAGGAUGCAUCCCCAAGUACCAAGACUGACGUCCUCUGGAAUCCUCUGGGAGCCUUGACAACAAG